GGGCAUUUGUCUUGUGCCUUGCUUUUCUCUCUUUUUCUCUCUGAUUAUCAUUUUUUCUUCUUCUUUCUUCCUCAGUUGAUUCUGGGGUAUUAAAGAUUUGUUGAUAUGUUCCCCUAGCAGAGAUUUUCUCUGGGUCUGGGGAUUUUUUUUGGAGCUCGAUCCGAUACUUUUUUAUGGGUUUUUUUGGUUGAAUUUCUUCAACCCAUCAUCUGGGAAUUUUUCAAACAAUCAAGAUUUUGGAGAUGGAGGAAGAGAAGGAUUCUGAGAAUCGUUUGACAUCAGCUGCUGCUUUUGUGGAAGGCGGGAUUCAAGAAGCUUGUGAUGAUGCUUGCAGUAUAUGCCUUGAGGAUUUUUGUGAAAGUGAUCCUUCUACGGUUACUGCUUGCAAGCAUGAGUAUCACCUCCAAUGCAUCCUUGAGUGGUGCCAGAGAAGCUCUCAAUGCCCUAUGUGCUGGCAAUCUAUCAGCCUGAAGGACCCCACCAGUCAAGAGCUGUUGGAGGCGGUUGAACGAGAGAGGAAUAUAAGGACUACUCCAGUGAGAAAUACCGCUGUGUUUCAUCAUCCAGCUCUUGGCAAUUUCGAGUUGCAACAUCUACCUCUGGGCGUUAAUAAUGCUGAGCUUGAAGAGCGAAUAAUUCAGCACCUGGCUGCAGCUGCUGCCAUGGGAAGGACACAUCAUAUUGGUAGAAGAGAUGGGAGGAGUAGGUCAUCAUCUCAUGGACGUCCUCACUUCUUGGUUUUCUCCACUCAUCCUGGUGGGCCACCGGAGCAUGUCUCGGCCUCUGGAAUAGACACUGAGCCAGCUGGUAUUACCGUUGCUAGCCCCUCUAGCCCACUAACACCUCGGGGGGAUGAACCAUCACAGCAUAUUGCACAGUUUCCGACCAUUCAAACUGAUCACAUUUCUCGCUCAGCAUCUGGAUCUAACUUUUCAGCCAGUCGACGAGGAGCUUCAUCUGGCAUUCGAAUCUCCACUAGUGAUUCUCCAUCUCCAAAUCUGGAUAGAGCUGGUCCAUCUGAAUUUCAGUCAUUCUCGGAAUCUCUAAAAUCAAGACUUAAUGCAGUUUCCACAAGGUACAAAGAAUCAAUUUCAAAGAGUACAAGAGGGUGGAAGGAGCGGCUAUUCUCACGCAACACUUCCAUGUCAGAACUUGGUUCUGAAGUUCGAAGAGAAGUAAAUGCAGGAAUUGCCAGUGUAUCACGUAUGAUGCAACGUCUUGACACCAGAGAGGAUGGUGCUACAAAUCAAGGUUCUAAUGAGCAGGGUGGCCACAAUAGAAGAGAGAGCAACCCAGAGAACUCUUUAAACGAAAGCAGUGCUCCAACUUCUUGUGCUGCAACAUCUGCUGAGCGUUAAAUCAUUACAUAUUAAUUUUGGCAAAUGCAUCUGACAUCAGCAUCUUAUUUCUGAAGGCUGUACUUCCAAAUCCUUGAGUUCUAAAAAUAUUGGUCAGAUGAGCUUCUCCAUGUUCUGGUCUGAUGUGAAUAUGAAUUGUCUAUCAGGUGAAGUAAACAUAUAUUCUCCAGACCUGAUAUGCUGAGGAACAGAUGCCUUUCAGCCUUUGCUGACAAAAAGGGUUGAAGAAUUUCAUGUGUAGAGAGUAAUGUUGUUGAUUGUUGUCUGAACUGAACCAAAAAAGAAAACAAAAAAAAGAAAAAAAGAAAAAAAGAAAAAACCCAAUAAGGAAGAAAGAAGAAAAGGGGGAGUUUGGGAGAAAAAGUUUCCAUCUGAACAAGUUGUAUGUAACUUUUUUCUAUACAUAAAAUACAGUAUUUGAUGCAAAAACACAUAUUAGAAUCUUGUAUGUCUUGGAUGGAUGGGUUAGUCUUUUGGAAUUGAAGUUUCUUUGAAUGUUGAUAUAAAAAAAAA
Messenger RNA from Benincasa hispida (wax gourd), 1871 nucleotides. Its product is annotated as E3 ubiquitin-protein ligase RHF2A-like. Gene Ontology annotation, molecular function: ubiquitin-protein transferase activity. NCBI's taxonomy places the organism in Eukaryota, Viridiplantae, Streptophyta, Magnoliopsida, Cucurbitales, Cucurbitaceae. The record is from RefSeq and is a predicted model, not a curated record.